Phyllopteryx taeniolatus (common seadragon) is the source of this 6652-nucleotide messenger RNA. It is a transcript of the gene fbxo34, whose product is annotated as F-box protein 34. Gene Ontology annotation, molecular function: protein binding. Lineage: Eukaryota; Metazoa; Chordata; Actinopteri; Syngnathiformes; Syngnathidae. The coding region runs from base 4995 to 6386 and encodes 463 amino acids. The record is from RefSeq and is a predicted model, not a curated record. The transcript is spliced from 2 exons.
CCGCGGAUGCUACUCUGUUAGCCAGGUAUCUAAUGGUAAUUAGCACCUGAGCUAGCACAUCCCGGAAGUGUUUUUGAACGUUUUGACCAUUUUGUGUGUACGGACACGAUGCUACGAGCGUCACUUCCUCGGGCAGUGCACGCAGCUAAGUGCUACAUGCUAACGGGGAGCUAGCUAGCCUCUUGUUUUUGUGCUUGUUUCUUGUGUUCAUGUCUGUAAGAAAUGAGGGUCGAAGGGAGAAAAUUAGUGAUGCACCGAAAUUAGAAUUCUUGGCCAAAACUGACAAUGAAACAAAAAAACAAGGCCGAAGUCACAAGAAAUGAUUAGUAGAAUUGCAUUUAUGACUGUGACUGCAGAGCUGCCAACCAAGAGAAAUUUUCACUUCCAGAACAAUUUGUCUGAAUUUCUAUAUUUUUAAAAAUUAUGUCCAGAAAAUUACCACGGGACAAUUAUUACAGUAUAUUAUUUAAUAGGAUACAAAAAAAUCAAUGCUCAACAUAAUCAUUACUCUAUAAUCCUAAUAGUUAAUAAAUGAUGGCUUCAGUUUGCUAUUUGAAAUGUUAGAGUGCAAAGAUUUCCACCAUUUUCUCGAUACCUCUGGACGGCCAUAACUGCCAUUUUGAGGUUGUUCUAUUAUAGCAUUUUAAUCGAUGAGUCACAAUGUCGAGCGGUCGGGCGAGGCGAUGUUCGGCUGUGACGCAACAAAUGGCAAACCUUCCGUUCUUUCGUUCUUGGCACACACGUUCGGUUUAUUGCAGCAUAUUUUUAUUUUGUGGCAGCUGGUUAUAAUAAUGGUGUGGGCUGCGAUAAGAGUUACUUCAGGCUUCCACGCAAUAAACAAAACGUCGCGAAUCAACAGGUGGGGAAGCUGCACAUCUCGUACAAGGCUGCCUAGCAGAAGGGGAGUUUACACGGAGUCGUGUAUUCCGAUCCAAAUCGGUUCAGAAGACCGAACCGAAUGAAAAUGCUCCAUAGAAACACCUCAAUCGGAAUAAACAGGCCGAGUACCAAUGGAAUUUAAUUCGGUUUCACAGAGGUGGAAUGUUCCCUUUGCCAAACCCAUCCGAAGUCCAUUUUGGUCCUGUCAACUGUGAAUGGGAAUGGUGUCGGGCCAGUGUUUGACCUAGAUUGAAAAUUGACUUGUGGUGGUGGGCAGGGUGGCGCCGUGGUGUUUGAUGAGCGCACAUACAAUACAAUAAUAACUCGGGUGUGGAAAUCGGUCCGCUGUAAGCAAAAAAACCAGUAUGGGAUCGGACUGGAUCGAAAUUCUUCGAUUUGACCGCUCUUGUAGUGUACAAGCGGUGCAUUCCACGCGCCGCUCCAGGUGGUCACGACAACAGCUUGCUAAGACGCUAACAUAGUAGCAAGCAGGAAGAACAAAUGUUGCUUGCUUUAAGUUGAAGUUCACUGUAAAACUAAACACACAUACCAAAAGAAUUAGGCCUAUUAUCCAUCCAUUCAUCCAUUUUACAUACUGCUUCUCCUCAUGAGGUUGCUGUCGCCUAUCCCAUCUGACUCUGGGUGAGAGGCAGGGUACACCCUGAACUGGUCGCCAGUUACGACCAGUUAAAUGUUCAAAUACAUCACAGACUAUGUUUCUCUCUUUGUUUUUGUUCACAAAAAUUGCUAUCUUAAAGCUGACACAGUGAAACGAGAAACACCAUUGACAAGCUAACAAAGAUUAACAUUGAACUUGCGGCACUUGUAUUUCUCAAAAUAAUGAAUAUUAGUACACAAACGCUGUAUGAACACAUACAAACAGGCUAUAACAAUACCCUUUGGCAUAUAUUCUUCAAAUUAUGUGGAAAAACGAGUUCUAUUAACAAUAUUGGAUCGUGACUUCUACUUUCUUUGUUACUGCAAGUGUGUAUCUCAUUGUGUGUGUUCACCACACUGCCCCUCAGAGGCCAAGACGUGCACAGCAGGAACAGCCGUUGUCAAUAAAACUAAACCAGUUGGGGAAAAAAAAAAUAUAUAUAUAUAAAACUAGAUCGUGACAGCCCUAAACACAGUGCAUGUUUUUUUUUACAUUAGUAAUUCAUUUUGUACAUGAUGUUACUCAUUUUCACUCAAGUUAAUUGCUUUAAAAAGAAUGUGCUCAAAUUAUACUUUAAUGUAAUUAUAUCAGCAGCGUAAAACAACAUCAUCAUCAUCAUCAAUAAUAUCGUGUAUCAUGAUAGUUUCUGGGAAAAUAUAUCAUCCUAAAAAUGUGUUGUAGUGAAUGGCCAAGGCCCAUCAGAUUGACAGGAGAAAAUACUGGAUGAUAAACUGAAAAUAACACUUGACAACUUCUUCGAGAAGAAGGUUCAAUUAAUGGCUGUUAAGUUAAGAAAGUCCUAACCAAUGCUAUGUUACGGGGCACUUUUCAGUAAAUUACCCAACUUGUGGAAUUAUACUUCAAAAUAUUUUGACCAGAAAAUUUGUUCAUCAUUAACCAGUCAAUAUUGCCUUAAAAGACAGGUAGCUAUCUUUUUUUUCUUCUGCAAAACUGCAGUGUCGAAUGCGAUGCGGUCGAAAAAUAGAGCGCGCCUAACUUUUGUGCUGGUGCACCCAAGAAAAAAAAUUGGGUGCAGCAGUGCAACCAAUGCAAGAAGUUAGUCUAGAGCCCUGAUUGGCCGGGAUUAUGCCCUGCACAGUAAAAGUUUAUGAAUACCAUUAGCAGUUACAGUUUAAACCAAAAUUGGUGGUAGAGAGAGAACCCCGCAGUGGUUACAGAAAUGACUUGAAUCUGACAAAAAUAAUAAAUACAAAUCUACCAAUGAAAAGCCGACAUUGCUUUUGAAUUGCGCUUCCCCUCGAAAAGAUUGAAAAGGAUCUGACCAUAGGGACAUGUUCAAACAAGGCCGGGCUUGAGAUUGCGACCCAAGUGUUCGCAUACGCGACCCUUUUUUUCAGCGUGCGCGAGUAAAAAUUUCCUGCGUGAGUGCAUGUUUUAAUGCUCCUUCAACACAGUGUCACGAUAUUUGACAUAGUGGUUGAAAGUCGCCAUCUCUUUCACUGCUUUAGUCAAUCUCCUCCACCCGCACGUGCUCCUUUCUGAAGAAAGAGCGCCUCGUUGUUAUGAACCGCCGACGGGCGCGCGCGUUCAGCCCCCUCGCCACGGCCAGAGGGAGCCCCGCGUGCCGGAGCGGUGGUGCUGUUGACGAGGGCGCAGAUAGCACUGGUAACCACUCAGAUUCAUAAUGACAUGACAUGGAUCCGUCCUCUCCAACAACACAAACAAAGUAACCAUUGACGCAGCCAUAUGUAACCUUACUUCUACUUAGCUAGAUAAGUCCUGCGUACAGUCAUGCUCACCAUUCUUGGCACCCUUGAAGUUUAAGUACUAAAUGUGGAAUAUCUCCUGAAGGAAAUGAAUCGAGUUAGAGAGAACUUGUUUGAUACAAAAGAGCAAAUGAUAAACCACAUUUUCCGGACAGAUGAAACAAAAGUAGAGCUUUUUGGCAAUGCACGCAAACAGAAUGUUUACAGGUGGCGCAAUGAAGACUUUAUGGAAAAGAACACGCUGCCAACAAUCCAGCAUGGUGGAGGAUCCAAAAGGCUGUGGGGCUGCUUUUCUGCAUCUGGUACUGGAAGGCUUGACUGUCAUCACAGGUGUCAUGAAAUCAGAAAAUGAUCAACGCACUUUAGAGCAAAAUGUCUUACCCAGUGUAAGAGAAUACAGUUUGAGGCGAAGAUCUCUGGUCCUCCAGCAUGGCAAAGACCCAAAAGGACAAAAACGGGCUGUUUUCAAAUGGCCAGCAAUGAGUCCUGAUCUCAAACCAAAUUGAAAAUCUUUGGGGGGAGCCGAAAUCUGCCAUUGGGGAAAAGAACUUUGCUACUACUACCUUUAAACGUGUCGGCCCCUGUUCUCAUGUGACGUAGCAGCGACAUCCUAAUUCAUGUUCAGUUUCCGCUUCCGGUCCUGUCUGGCUGUGUAGCUUAGCAAUUAGCAUGGCGUCUCUGUCUUUCUCCUGUUAAUGACUCCUUGUCCUCCCUUGGUGCUCCCGAUACUUGUCACAAGUGUAGCUUAUUCUCUGCCAUGGAGGUGAUGAUUAGGGACUUAUGCUGGGUUGACAACAGGCACCUAGCAAACAUUCCCCUCUGCGUCGUGUUAAGCCGCGCGGCGCAAAAUAGCGUGCAACAUGUAUUCCCGGAUACUAACAGCAGAAAGUGAGGUUGGGCCACUGUUCAAUGUGGACCCGACGGUUUUUGUUUUUCAAUAUAGUGUACACGACCGCACGCUGGCCACGGUUUUUGCUUGUGUUAUGACAACAUCCUGUUUCGACCGUUUUAUUUCAGUGACAAUAAAGUUUCGGUCCGAAACCGAAAUGCACGUUUGGACCACUUUUGGCGCAAAAAUGUCUGUGGCUGAAAAUUUUGAUGCAUCACGAGAGAAAAUGAAGAAAGGAAUGAGGGAAAGAAGUAACGUUUGAAGCUAGGAUGGAAGGAAAUAUGGUGGGGGUUGGGGGGGGCGAGUGAAUGAAGGAUAGAACAAGGGGGGAAAGCAAGGAAAGAGGAAGAUGCGGAAGGAAGGAAAGUAGGGAGCAGGCAAGGAAGGAAAGGAGGAGCAACGGAGUGAAGAAAAUAUGGGCGGAAGAGACUGGAGAAAGGAAGAGGGGAAUGAAGGGAAAGGAAGAGAGGAAAGAUAUAAACGGGAAGGGAAGGAAGGAAAUAAAAACAAAGGAAAGAGGGAAGAAAAAUCGUAAGAAAGGAAGGAAAUGAGGAUCCCAAGAGAAAGAAAGGAGGAAAGAAUGUCUGAACUUUCCCCGAAGCUCACAUUGCAAAGCAUGUGAUGCUGACAUCCAAUAAUAAUCACAGCUCCCUAGCAGCGUGUCACUUGCGGCUGAUUGCCAAAUCGUGAGUGUACUUCUCGAACUUUGAACCCUGCAGGUCGCCUCCUGCUGGCGAGGCCUCUCGCGCUCCACCGGUGAAACAUGUGACGAGCUAUCAAUCGCACCGGGCCACACCUCCCUGCACCAUCAGCCAAUCAGAGCGCCAUCUGGAGGGCCGCCAUGCACGUGAAACUGCUGCGCUCUGAGCUGCGCGUGGACGUGUCAGGGUUUCACGCGGCGGGGGCGGCGCCCGAGUACAUCAAAGGCAGACGCCGCCCCCUCGGCGUCAUCGCCGCCAACACGCUGCGGACGCCGCCCUGUCCACCGCCUUUGUGUUGUCUGGCCAAGGAUACCACCGCCCUGCCGGACAUGUGGGCCAUCAUCAAGCCGGGGCACGUCCGCGAGAAGAUCGCCAUCUUCGCUCCGGAGUCUAGGCAAACGGGUUCCUCUAUGGGCGACCCCCCUACCGUAAACCACGCCCCCUCGUUGCGGGCCGGGAAGGUGAAGGGUAGCUGGGGGCAAAGUGGCGACGCCAAGCGCCGGAAGAGGUCUGCGGGCAAACAAAACCUCCAGCGGGACCCGGGUACGCUGCCUGGACACAGACUGCCCCCCUGCGCCUCCACCCAGACUCCAGCAGUUGGUGAGAUGGAGGGGGCAGAGCAGAAGGUGUCGGUGGGCGCCAUUGUGGCGUUCCUGGAGGAGUGCCGCGCCAGCCAACAUCACGCCAAGCUCGCUAUCGCCAGAACGCCGUCUCUGGAGGAGCCAGAGAGCGUGCGGGUGUCGGAUGUGGUCGCCAAGCUCGAGUUUCUGCAGCGACGGAGCGAGGGGGGCGCUCCUACAAACUUGAGGAGGUCGGCGGGGCGCGUCCUGCUCGCCGCCAGUCCCGCCUUGACCCCGCUGCCACCGCCAUCACGUCUACCUUCCGCUCGAGAUGGCGGCCCAACGCCAAUCGGAUGGUCCCGGUCGCCCCCCUCAUGUGGCACCGCAGCUCCCGAGACGCCGCCCUCGCUUGACGAAACGGAGCCUCGCCCUGGCUUGUUGUUUCUGUCUGCACCGUCGCUGCCUCCGCCCGCCAUCCGAUCAGACGAGUCGUCCAAGGUGUCUGAUGACUUCCUGGAGCAGAAGCGGCAGUUGCACGAGCUCCUGAAGCCGCCGCCCAAUCUCGCCGCCCCGCUGCUUGCCACGUUACCCCAGGACGUGCUGGUGUGCGUCUUCGCGCUGCUGCCCACCUGCACCCUGGCGGCCCUCAAGUGCACGUGUCGCUAUUUCAAGUUCAUCAUCGAGGACUACGGCGUCCGACCCGCCGACUCUCUGUGGGUGUCGGAGCCCCGUUACCGCGACGACCCCUGCAAGCGGUGCAAGCGGCGCUACGCCCGCGGCGACGUUUCCCUGUGCCGUUGGCACCGCAAGCCGUACUGCCAGCCGCUACCCUACGGCCCCGGGUUCUGGAUGUGCUGCCACAGCCCGUGCAGGGACGCCCCCGGGUGCAACGUGGGUCUCCACGACAACCGCUGGGUACCAGCCUUCGACAGCAUCAGCGUCCCCGUCUGCCGCAGGGAUGCCGAUGACUGAGCUGCACGUGAAAAAAUCGUUUUAACUUUUUGGGAACUUGCUGAUGGUCGCCCCCCCCCUCCAACGCCCUCCCUUGGCCGCCACCCGUUGUUUCUUGGCUGAGGAAGGAGUCCCGGACAGGACUCUUCUCCACCGGGUGGCGCCCGGACCGGUGGGUCCCGUCCCGGCUAGGGAGCGUCGGGGUGUGUACAUUGUAAAUAAAUAAGAGAUUUUAGACAACAACAACAACAAAAAAGAGUUUGCUUUAAAUAAAGAGCUUUUCUUCA